Stegodyphus dumicola is the source of this 2230-nucleotide messenger RNA. RefSeq names its product Krueppel-like factor 5. Gene Ontology annotation, molecular function: RNA polymerase II cis-regulatory region sequence-specific DNA binding; DNA-binding transcription factor activity, RNA polymerase II-specific. Lineage: Eukaryota; Metazoa; Arthropoda; Arachnida; Araneae; Eresidae. Gene Ontology annotation, biological process: regulation of transcription by RNA polymerase II. The record is from RefSeq and is a predicted model, not a curated record.
AGAAAGGGGAGGAGCCAAGUUUUCGCGAUAGAGCGAGCGGCACUCACGCUUCAUUCAGAAACCACUUGUUGAUAUCGCCCCGCAGCGGUCGUAGUCGAUGGUGGGAGCCACCGAUCACAGAGACGGGCCACAAAUCCGCGAACUGGGCGACCAACGACAGUCCUUUAGGAUCAGGGGCAGUUGUUCGAAUUAUGGAAAGGGAUUUCCUUUUUUUUAGGGAUAACGUGUUCGAAGACGACCAAAUUGUUCCAGACUGCAGCCAAGCUUUAAGGAGUUCCAGCUCCAAUUCCCAAGGGACAACUUAUUUCAGCUGGAAGGGUGACACGCUUUGCGCCCUGGAUAAGUACGCUAGAAACAAUGGCUGGGGUUUUUUUACUUCUCAAAAACCCCGCAGAGAAAGUGCAUCCCAGGUGGACGAAUUCUUCGAAGGCAGUACCAGUUUAAUAAACCCAACUUCACAAUCCUUUGAUACCAUGAAAACGGAUCACCUUAACGCUGUAAAUCAAAACGCAACUGCUGCAGUUGGACUCGCCCAUCAACCGUCUACGGCCUACAAUAACUCUUGCAGGGCCAAAACAAUGCGCGAAAAUGUGCCUUCGAACUUAAUCAACCACCAGGAGGACAUCUUCACCAAAUCCGCAUUGACUGUGCCAGGUUCCAUUAUAAGUUUCUCGGAUAUGAGUGAAUCGCCUGAUUUACCUGGUCUUUUCGAUAGCAUCACUCCUCCUUAUCAGAGUCCUGUACCUUGCACGGUUAAGAAUGAAAGGACAGUUUUGGACUCAUGCUCUUUUCCAUCUACACAAGAGUUUACUUCCUUACUGGACGUUAGUUUGCCAGAUCAAGUGAUAGUGAAACGGGAGGCUAAUAUUGAAAAUAAGCUUUCUCAUUACCAAUCAAAUAUGCCUUUAUCUUCUGUCCAACCUAUGCAAAAUACUUACAUGGGACAUUUCGCCAUGUCGCGACUCAUCAUGCCACUCACCCCACCUAGUUCAGAGCCUGGUAGUGAUUCUGUGGAUUCUAUCACUGUUAGGACAACGCCUCCACCUCCAUAUGGAACAUCUCCGCCAAGCAAUUUGUUGCCUUCUUUACCUGAAUUAAGCGAAGAGCAUCAGCCAGUGAGGACUCCUUACAACAGGAGAAAUAAUCCAGAACUGGAAAAAAGGAGAACUCACCGAUGCGUAUUUCCAGGUUGCACUAAAGUUUACACAAAAAGUUCCCAUUUGAAAGCUCAUCAAAGAAUUCAUACUGGCGAGAAGCCGUACAGAUGUUCAUGGGAUAAAUGCGACUGGCGCUUUGCUCGUUCCGACGAAUUGACACGACAUUUCCGGAAACAUACGGGCGCGAAGCCUUUUAAGUGCAAAGUGUGCGACCGCUCCUUUGCCCGCUCUGACCACUUAGCGUUGCACAUGAAGCGACAUCUGCCGAAGAUCAAGUGAACUAAUUAAUGGGACUAUGAAAGAAUUUUAUUUGAAAGUUUGAUUCUGAGGAUCUCUUCUUUGACAUUUAUCCGGCUGAUGGUAUGUCUUUUUGAACAUACUAGCCCGAUUUUACUUUAAUGGAGUGGCCUACACCCACCUGUGACAUGCCGUGCAUUGAUUGGGGCUUUGGUGAUCGAACGGGUGAUGGACUUCUUUCUCUGAACAGUAUUGGAGACUUGAAACUUGAAGCUGUCUCUGGACUUCUCUUUUUUUUUUAUUGUAAAUAUAAUAUGUAUGUAUUUUGUCACAGUAUGCUUAAUAAAUGUACAGAUAUGAUCAAUCAAAUGGGGGAAAACAUGAGGCUAGGCUAAAUGUUCUGGUAAGUUAAAUAGCUUGCAAACUACGGGCAUUCAAAUUUUGCGUGUAAAGUAUAUCAUGUUAAAAAUCCACUAAUACAUUUGUGCCACACAUAUGCUAAAUGAAAAAAAAAAAUUGUAUAAUUUACUUUUACAAAGAAAUAUGAAAGCCUUCAGUGGUAUGGUAAGCAACUUUUAAAGAAAAAGUAACAAAAUGACAAUGAAUGAGGGGCUGUCCAUAUAUAAUGUAAUCAUGUUUAGUUGGAUAUAGAACCGAUCUCCAUCCCUCUCUUGAUAAACCCCCAUGUACUUUAUCAAGUACUCAAUCCAGUCCAAAAAUGUGACUGAAAAGAAAUAUAAUUGCUUUUUUUUUUGGUUAUUAAUUUUUUUUUUUUCUAUCUUUCUUUCUUAAUUUCUGAUCAGUUUCUGCGGAAAUUUAUGAUAAUAAUUAUUGAU